UCCAUGCAAUUCGUCGGGCGCAGCAUCACAUAUACAUUGAAAAUCAAUACUUUCUAGGGAGCUCGUACAACUGGUCGGAAUUCUGCAACGCAGGAGCUCUUCACUGUGUCCCUAUGGAGAUUGCACUGAAGAUUGUAAAGAAAAUCAAAGCUGGAGAGAGGUUUGCUGCUUACAUUCUCAUCCCACUGUUUCCUGAAGGUGACCCAGCAGCUGCUGCAGGCCAGGAAAUUCUUUAUUGGCAGAAUUUAACAAUAAAGAUGAUGUACAAGAUGAUUGGAGAUACUCUGCAGGACGUGGGCAGUGAUGCUCAUCCUAGAGACUAUCUUAACUUCUAUUGCCUGGGGAAUCGUGAGCUGCGAAGGGCGGGAGAGCCAGAACCGUCACUGCCGUUUGCCAACGAAGCACACAAGGCAGCAUAUAAGAAUCGGCGUUUCAUGAUCUAUGUUCACUCAAAGAUGAUGAUAGUGGAUGACGAGUACAUCGUCGUUGGAUCAGCAAAUAUCAACCAAAGGUCGAUGGCAGGGACCAGGGAUACGGAGAUUGCUAUGGGAGCUUACCAGCCAGCGUUCACUGUUGCGAGGGUUGGUGGCAAAUACCCCAAAGGCGAGGUGUAUGGAUUCCGGAUGUCACUCUGGGCAGAGCACUUGGCAGCGAUCGAGUCUUCAUUUGAGACACCUUCUUCCCUGGAAUGUGUUCAUAAGGUGAACAUGAUGGCAGAAAGCAAUUGGAACCUAUAUGUCGGGCCCGACAAUGUGGAUAUGAAAGCCCACUUGAUGACCUAUCCAAUCCGCAUUAGCAGGUUUGGUGCCAUGGACGAGCUUCCUGGCUAUGGGAAGUUCCCUGACAUGGGAGGGAAGGUCCUGGGAUGUCCUCAGAAGGCGCUUCCGGAGACGCUAACUACCUAGCCUUGAUCUCGACAGUGCCGGAAAGUGGUGAAGGCAGGGUUCAACAUGAAUGAAUGAAGGAUCAACACACUUUGCUCUUCAAUCAUGGAAGCGUAUGUCAAGGAUAGCACGCCGAAGAAGAGCUAAGCAGGAAAUGUUGUGAAAUGGAUAUACUGCCCACCUGAAUGGGCUUGCCGAGCAAGAUACGGAGGAUGUGACGUGCCAAUCAUUGCGGGGUCGCUGGUAGAGAUGGUCGUCGGGAGGUGGUGAGCACAUUCUGAAGCCAACGCUUGGUUACGGCAGCCUUUUCUCACACCAACCUGGGGGGUCUCCUCCUGUUUCCUCAAGUGGUGACUACAAAAUGCCAGAAUUUUCCCGCAUUGAAUGGUGAGAACCCGGUAUGGUACGUGGCUGCGUCAGGCUCGGCAGGUCAGGUCCGGAGGUAGUGUUACCUGAACCACAAGUACCUCUGAGCCUCUUUUAUUCAAUGCGUGGAUUUCCCCGGCCCUAAAAUUCCGAAUCAUCACCGGCGAGGGCCUGCUGGGAACCGUCAGCCUUUGGGUCUGGCAGGCCAAGCCUUUCCAUAGUACCUUGCUAACCGGCCCAUUCUUGCAGGUAGCAGGGGGGUGCUGGUCGCUUAAACCAGCACUACCUCCGAGCCUCUUUUUGUCGAGGUGGAGUAGAGCUAGGCGUCAAGCUGUGCUGAGCGCCAGCGCGACCUUUUUUCUUUUGUUUUGGCUGACCACGCCAGCAAUUUUGGUCCGGUGGCGCCCGGCCUCCGAAGAAUGCGGUAUAGGUUAUAUUUUUUUCACGACUUAGCCUUCGCCUCUGCAAGGUAGCGGUGGUUUAAGGCCUUUUUUUAAAGUUUUUUGUAAGUCCUGGGAGCAUCCUCCUCUGGAUUCUCAGUGCUUGGCACUCAAUUUACAACCAGAGUGAGAGCGGUUGACAGAGUGUGAAGUGCUUUUAUAGCGACGUUUCGAUGCUUUUAAAGCGGCGUUUCGAUUCACUCACUCGCUGAUCAUCGCGUGUGCAAUGUACUGUUAGCCUGCGGUUUCAGUACUUGUCAUUGCUCUCGCACGGGUGCUGAAGUAUGUCCCACGAGCAUGUUGAUUGAACAGAGGAGGGCGUCUGUUGGCCAGAAAAUAUGAUCUUCUUCUUCUGUUUCAUUGAGCAGUCGUAUGGUCUUGAGGUGUGGCUUCUAGCCAGGUCAGGCAAGCUUUCAUAGGCAAUCCUGAUCUUGUUCUACAUCGUUGGCGAUGACUGCGUGCAGCGGUCCAAUCGAUGGAUGGGACUGGUGGAUCGGGGCUGCUGAGUUCUGCAACAUUAUUGUGGAGACGAAGUGGGAAAGACUUAGUAUAUGCUGUUGUGCUAUUGGCGCCAAUCCCUUCACUGCAAUAGCCGAAUUGGACGACUGGAAUCGGUGGAGCAGAUGUCAUGUUCUCCAACGAACGGGGAGGGAAUGCAGUGAGGCAGUGAGUUUUGAGAAGAGACACAAUGUAAGUGCACAGGACAGCUGCCCAUUGGGAGGAGCACCUGCCUUUUCCCAUCAGAUUGAGUGGACAUCACAAUGGCAGAAUGUAUAUGACCGUGAGCAGCAAAGUGCAUGGCCACUCCUUGAAGCGAAAACCACUUCAAGGACAAAUCAUACCUUUUCGCAGUCCAAUGGCUGGCUGGACAAGGGCAGUGUGACCUUCUUGCCGGUCCUUGUGUCUUUGAAACCGUGCGUGGCUGUGUGUGGUUGGAGAGAACUUUGACUACGGAGGGAUACUCAGGGCCGUCAACUUCUGCGGCACGACUUCCCAUUUCUGCGGGCUGGAUGUUGUUGAUUUCUUCAGCGUAGCUUCUUCAAGUAUGAGAGCCUGUGUUGAUGGCUUAGGUUCUUUGUGCCAUGCACCCUCAUAGCUGCAUACACAGUCUCUAUGUCUGACUGUAAGUACGGCCAAUCCUGGAUUUACUGGACCGCAAAGGACGUCCACAAAUCGUUAGAAAUAAGUCCUAACAGUGUGACUAUGCCCUAAAUGUUCUCGGGAAUAGAGCCAGUUUGUGGAAUGCACCGCGAACUUAGUUGGGUCAAGUGAAUAAUGAGCAUUCAUUCAUAGCUGCGGAAAUAUGCCCAUUCUGACUCUGUGCCAACAGAGCUGCUGGGUAAGGGACUAGGGACUAUGUGGUUGCGCCCUCACCUUCAGCAGUCCACAGCUUUGAUGUCUUACCGGGACUCAGAGAGUAUACAUGCGGGAGCUGCUUCUGUACAUAAUAGCUGUUUCAAGCAGAGAUAUAGAUGAGCUGGGAAAACCAGGGGUGGGGAGGAGGGAGUUCGGCUGUGUUGGGGAGCGUGGUGGUCCCUGGACCUGCUAAGUGCUCCAGGUUUUGUUUUCAGUAUUUUCUUCAACUUUUAUUUUUCCAUUUCCCCCUAUACAUGAUCUCCCCUCCCCCCCACUAAUUUUUCUCCUGUUUGUGGGGGGAGAGCCAAAAUAUGGAUGAUGAGUGGAGGAUGGCAAAAAGUGUUUGUUUGUUUUUUUUCGAGCUAGGGAAAGAUUCUUUAAAUUGUUUUCAUUGAAAGCAUUGGGUAAGAAUUUUGAACGAGUUCAUCAUCGGCCGGAAAGGGAGAGGUUUCAUCCAUUCGGUUCUUAGUUCUUCGCGUUCGGACUUCAAAGGGAUCAUCUUUGAGGCUUCACAUCUUUUUUUUUUAAAAAUGUUCAAUUGUACAACGCAUCGUCUGGGAGGUAGGGGCUUCACUCCGGUGUGUUUCUGAUGAAGAGGUAGAUGGUAGAUAUAACUUGCUUGUUUCGGCAUUGUUCUGCAGUGGACGUCGUCCUCAUGGCUUGUUUGUCUCUCCGUUCUAAGUCUUGAAGCUCGUAACUACUUUUUGUGGAAAAUAGUGUACUUCUGAUGAAGAGCCGGAGGAGUUUGCAGAACAGAGUAUAACUGCGGAAUGCUUUUGCGUUUGCAUUGUAUUGCGGUUGGCGCUGUCGCACGGCUUAUUUGGGAGUUCAACAACAAUAAUGAAGUAAUGGCUGAAUUACCUCAGGUGAGGCCUCUGUACAUGUCUGUUUUUUUUCCCCAUCCAGCGUGAGAUGAACCGGCUGCAGGCAGAGGCUGGUACAUUGAAAGUGUGCCGCCCUCCUUGUGCAUGGUUGAAACUUUGGUCGGCCUCAGGCAGAAUUGUGGUUACGCACACAUUCGGGCAGGGAGUACAAGGGGAGGAGGAAGCUCGUAUCGCUCCUUUAAGUAGACCCCGCCCCGGUCUUGUUAAAUAAAAAAAACAGGGGUGGCGAAAGUAAGGUGUAGGACGGAGGGGGCAGUAUUUUAGAGGAAGUGGAUGGACCCCCCUAUUACGUCAAGAAGAUAACCAUCGACGGAGAGAAUGGCAAGUUGGCUUGCGGCAGAAUCGAUUGGAGAUGGGAGUGGAAUCUGGUUUUGUGAGAUCCCCCCCCCUAUUAUGUUAAGAAGAUAACGAUCCACGGAGAGAAUGGUAAGUUGGCUUGCGGGAGAACCGGUUGGAGAUGGCAGUGGAAUCUUGUUUUGUGAGCCAUUGAAGUGUGUGAGAAAAGGCCGAGAAAGGGAUGUAACAUUGGUUUGCAGCUAUGGGUCUAGGGUGCUCCUCCCUCAUAUCGCCCCCUCUACCAACCCACCACGGGGUUCUUUCAAGAACGAAAACAGUGGAAUCUUGUUUUGUGAUUGAUUUGCGGACUGAUUAUUGUCGGCCGGACUCCUUAGAAUUGUUCUGGUGUGGUUCAAAGGUACACACUUCGCACUGUCACAGGCUUUGUUUUGUGAUUGAUUGAUUGAUUGACGCACUGAUUACGGUGGGGGCUUGGGUGGCGAAAAGGUCCGCAUGGAUAAUUGUUGACAAACAGACUGAAACCCUGUUUCGUAAAAUAAGGCUAGAGGAUACCCCCUUUUUCAGUUAAGGAGUAAAAAGAAAGAAAGGAG
This is a messenger RNA of Chara braunii, 4817 nucleotides long. NCBI's taxonomy places the organism in Eukaryota, Viridiplantae, Streptophyta, Charophyceae, Charales, Characeae. The record is from the annotation of a GenBank genome assembly.